Gadus macrocephalus (Pacific cod) is the source of this 1281-nucleotide messenger RNA. Its product is annotated as tectonic-1-like. Gene Ontology annotation, biological process: cilium assembly; protein localization to ciliary transition zone. The record is from RefSeq and is a predicted model, not a curated record. The coding region runs from base 247 to 804 and encodes 185 amino acids. Gene Ontology annotation, cellular component: MKS complex. The transcript has 7 exons. NCBI's taxonomy places the organism in Eukaryota, Metazoa, Chordata, Actinopteri, Gadiformes, Gadidae.
UAUGGUGAUGUGAUAGACACUUUAGGAGAAAAUGGAGAGCGGGGAAUCCUGCAGUUUCCUGCUGCUGCUGUUAAUACAAAUUGCUUGGACACAAAUCCUGCUGAGUGAGUAAGACAGGAAGGUAUGGGAGAUAGAGGGAGGACAUGCAGCCAAGGACCACGGGCGGGAAUCGAACCCGGGUCGCUGCAGUAAGGACUGGGCAUUAAUGCUUUCCUGAAGCAGCAGGUCAGCCAUUGCACCAUCAGCAUGGUGGUGGAUAGAGACUGCAGCAAGCUGCAGGCCCUCCACAUGAUCACCUACACAGGCCUACGCGUCCUCUCUGGGAAGAAUGAAAAUGCUACAGUGGUUGCCGUGGUCCUGACGUCAGCCAAUCUCAGGUCUUUAGAGGAGACUCUGUCUCCUGUGGAGCUCGGCCCAGCAAUGACCCUCGAGCCCACCCUGGUCAACUCCACCCUCUGUCUCAACGUGGUGCAGCAGGUUUCUCUGGUUGUGAAGUACAACCCUGCAGGAGAAAUAGUGAAUGUCUCCGCCGCUCUGGUGCUGGGGCCUGUGAGCGGAACCGCACUCUCACUGGAGCUGCAGUUUGGGAUUACAUUUGUCCAGGAAGAAGACGGCCAAGAAGGGACAGUCCAACGCAGUGGGAAUCCUGGUUAUGUGACUGGGCUCCCAGUAAUAUCUGGGACGAAAACAGCAAAAUAUCCUUUACUGGUGUCCAGUGCAUCUUAUUAUAUUAUAUAUACUGGAAGCAUUCAUCAUUCAGACCUUUUCCUAUGUUACAGCCUUAUUAUGAUACCCACAAAUUAGGUGGAAUGCAGCGCUCAACUAUUGUUCUUCAUAAGUUUUAUUAUUUUUCUUUCUUUCUUUCUUUCUUAUUCUCUACAAACUUUGGGACCUAUCUCCUUCCUCAAUUGCUCACCUAGAGACUCCAUUCAAAUUUUAAAAUAUUCAGAAUAGCUUGGAAUCACACGCUUCUUUUCGGAUUUUUCAUAUAUUUUAUACUUUUUAAGAUAUUCUACUUUUAAAAUGCAGUGUAGGGAGAAGGAUAAAGCCAUGCAAGCCAAUCAGAAUCCUCUGAAUCAACAACAACGAAUAACACGAGCGACAUCCUGUUCCUUUCAAAACAGCAGUUGAAUUCAUUUUGGCCGUGUUCACAUCUAGCGUUUUUUGUAAUAGGGAAAAGUUGAGCCGACCGUUUUUUCAACAAAAAGAAAAGCUGGUAGCGUUUUUUUGCCCUAAAAGCGCAGAGAGCGUUUUUUCUAUCGCCUAGCAACGAACCCAUUC